AUGAAGUCUCUUUUGCGGGUAGACGGUCUCAAACGUCCAUACUCCCGCAAGCGAGAAGAGGUAAAGAAAACCAACAAAUCAGCCAGAGACGCUGAAAACGUUGCUCUAUACUCUUGUACAGUAAAUGAACUUGAGACUAAAGCCACAGUAAUGGCGCAGGCGUCGAAGAUUGAGCAGCUCGAGAAGGACCUGGAGGCGUUUAAGCAGAAAGCCAGAGAUGCUGAGACGGAUCUCAAAAAAGCUCAAGAGGAGCUUGGCAAGGCUAAGGCGGAGCUGGACUCUCUCAAAGGGAUCUCCCAAGAGAACACUGACCUCAAGGCCAAGGUUAAAGAUCUGGAGGAGGCGGCUGCCCAGGCGCAGCUGAACUUUAAGGCAACCCUGGAGGCGGAACAAGAGGGCCUGGUUGCCGAGAGAGAGGCUGACAACAAUGCCCGAAUGAAGAUUGCCUGGAACACCUUGUAUCCAAACAAGGAGUACGCCGUCUGGGCACUAGCUCACAAAUAUGCUGAAGAGGUAAUAUUCUUGAGGGAGAAAGGCAAGCCAGAGCCGGAGUCGUUUGAAGCCUGGGCUAAUGCUGGGUUGUCGGAACCUGGGCACCCCGUCCGAAGUCAAGCGCAUGAGAUUCCUUCUAACAAAGAAGAUGAAGGGGGCAAUGACCUGGUGGACCUGUCUACAGCUCAGCAAUGA
Messenger RNA from Chenopodium quinoa (quinoa), 687 nucleotides. RefSeq names its product tropomyosin-like. The coding region runs from base 1 to 687 and encodes 228 amino acids. NCBI's taxonomy places the organism in Eukaryota, Viridiplantae, Streptophyta, Magnoliopsida, Caryophyllales, Amaranthaceae. The record is from RefSeq and is a predicted model, not a curated record. The transcript has a single exon.